Messenger RNA from Tachysurus vachellii, 1850 nucleotides. Its product is annotated as interferon-induced protein 44-like. The coding region runs from base 178 to 1305 and encodes 375 amino acids. The transcript has 9 exons. The record is from RefSeq and is a predicted model, not a curated record. Lineage: Eukaryota; Metazoa; Chordata; Actinopteri; Siluriformes; Bagridae.
UUUCUCAGUAAUGCUCCCCUUCCCCUCUGCACUUUAUAACAGCAAAAGAUAAACAAGUAUCAGCAGUCAAGAAGAAGACGAGCUGAGCUGCACACUUAGAACAGCAGACAGAGAAACACACAGACCUUAAAUCUCACUCGGAGCUUCACACAAGGGUUACAGUAUCGAAUAUCAAGAAUGGAAAAGAUUGUAGAAGCAGUCAUAGGAUUAUUUAUAACCAAACCUGAUUUUGUCACAGUUCUGGCUGAUAAACAAGUUGAAUGUGGACAGGAUGUUAUUCUUACCUGUCAGGCAAACACAGAAGAUGUAACAGUCUCAUGGGAAAAGAAUGGCCAAAAAUUGUAUUGUGUUGAGGGCAAGCAUGAUGUGAGCAAAGAUGAUACAAAUUGUGUCUUGGAAAUUUCAAAUGCUGUGGACGGUGAUGAAGGAAACUACACCGUAACCCUGAGCAACAGUUUAGGUUCCACCUCAUGCUCUGCACUUGUGAGAAUCAUUACAAAAGAAUGGAGGAAAGUGGAAUGGAAACAAGAGAGAAUGUUAAACUCUCUCAAGACAUUUCAAAUUUGUAAUGAAGUUCAAGAGCUCAGAUUCCUCGUCUGUGGACCAGUUGGAACAGGAAAGUCCAGCACCAUAAACACCAUCAGAUCCAUUUUUGAAGGCCGUCAGUUUAUCGACUGUCUGGCUGCUGCAGGAUCAACAACGAGUCAUACUCUAUGCUAUGAACGAUUUAAAAUCGCAAAUGCAGGAGGAUCAUUUCCUUUUGCCUUCAAUGAUAUAAUGGGUGCGGAAAAAGACUCUGGAGUCCUCAGUGAAGAUAUCAUCAGUGCUUUAAGAGGUCACAUGAAAGAGGGUUACACGUUCAACGCUCAAACUCCACUGUCUGAAAGCAGCCAUUACUACAAUAAAAACCCCACCCUGAGUGAUCAGAUGCACUGCCUGGUGUUCGUCAUGCCAGCUGACACAAUUUCAACCCAAGACAAAAAGUUUCUCCAAAAAAUGAAGAGUGUCAUAAAAGCAGCAAGCAGCAUGGGAAUGCCUCAAGUGGUUUUCAUGACAAGAGUAGACCUCGCAUGUCCAUUAACCAAGGAGAAACUGCAAAACGUCUACAAAAGCAAGAAGAUCAAAGACAAUAUGCAGAAAUGCAGUUAUGAACUGGGUGUGCCUCUGAACCGUAUCUUUCCUGUCAUGAACUAUCAUGAGCAGAUCCACAUGAAUGAAGAUAUAAACUGCCUGAUGCUCGAUGCCUUAACAAAGAUUAUCUACUGGGCUAAUGACUAUGUGCUCAAAAAGAGUUCACAACAAUAAUCAACCUCUAAAUAAAGAAAGUUCACAUGAUAAGUGACAAACAAUUUUAAAGCAUGUCUAAUGAGUUACUCAGAUAUUCAUAUUAAUCGAAUACUUAAUGCAAAUAUAUUAAUGCUGUACCACAUUCUUAAACAUCAAACUUAAAGUAUAUUUAUGUUAUGAUCUGGAUUUUUAAAAUCAGUUUAAUGAUACAGAUAUUCAGACAACAUGCAGGAUUUUUAUAUAGUUUUCAAAUCUUAGACUGAACUUUGGAAUUUAUAUUACAUUUCAUCUUGUUUUUUAGUAUACAGUAUAAAAUAUUUUGGUAAAGGAUUUUUACUUGAUUAUAGAUUUGAUUUGGAAUUGUGCAUCAGUAUCACAGCCUGAAUAAAGAGUGUAAUGCUAACAUGGAGCUUUUCAGACAUUUUAGAUCUUUUAUAUUUAGCUCAGUUUCUGUAAUGUAAUAGGAUUUAUGUGGACAUAUUUUCAUAUAUUGUAGGUUACAUUUAUCUGCUUUUUUUCUGAUGUAUUAUUAUAAAUGUGUGAAUAAAACUAUACAAUGCAUA